Molecule: messenger RNA, 1848 nt
Organism: Aegilops tauschii subsp. strangulata
Lineage: Eukaryota; Viridiplantae; Streptophyta; Magnoliopsida; Poales; Poaceae
Product: fructose-1,6-bisphosphatase, cytosolic
Biological process (GO): gluconeogenesis; fructose 1,6-bisphosphate metabolic process; sucrose biosynthetic process
Cellular component (GO): cytoplasm; cytosol
Molecular function (GO): fructose 1,6-bisphosphate 1-phosphatase activity
Source: RefSeq, a predicted model, not a curated record
UCACGUCGGGGUUUCAGUUUACAGCUAAACAUCGUCACUGUCCUGCUGUUCGCUCCGCUUGCGCUGGGCGUUGGCGCCUUGCACCGGCGGGACGGUUACGUGCGUGCGCGGGACAAAGCCCUGCGCUCCUCUCACUCACUCCCAUCACCUCACCACGCGACGGCCACAGACGCGCACGGCCACCGUGCCACCAGCCAUCGCGGAUAGAGGGGAUAGGCCUGGGCGCUCAUUCCGUUGGAGCCCCAAGCCCCUCCGCCCCCAGCCUCACUUUCUCCCCGCGCUACCUACCAAAACACCACGCCGCGCGUCACGUCACGGUUCGCAGCCGGCCACUUCCCGCGCCGUACUACUUGGGCGGCAUAGAUAGAUCGCUCGCUCACUUCCAGGGCCUGCGCUGCAAGCAAAGCGAGCUCUCCGUCCGAGCUAAGCGAACGAGAGGGAGGGUAGGGUCGUCCCCGGCCGGCCGGAGAAGAUGGAUCACGCGGCGGACACUUUCCGGACGGACCUGAUGACCAUCACGCGGCACGUGCUGAACGAGCAGAGCCGGCACCCGGAGUCGCGCGGCGACCUCACCAUCCUCCUCUCCCACAUCGUCCUCGGCUGCAAGUUCGUCGCCUCCGCCGUCAACAAGGCCGGCCUCGCCAAGCUCACCGGCCUCGCCGGCGAGACCAACGUCCAGGGGGAGGAGCAGAAGAAGCUGGACGUGCUGUCCAACGAGGUGUUCGUCAAUGCCCUCGUCAGCAGCGGCCGCACCUGCGUUCUUGUGUCCGAGGAGGACGAGAAGGCGACGUUCGUCGACCCUAAGCUCCGUGGAAAGUGUGUAAAAUACUUCGGCUUCUCCAUGUUCUACUCACAUACCAUGAUAUGGUUGAGGAGCACUUUUUCCUUUGUUGUUUCUGAUGAAAUAUGCGGAUCUUCAUUUUCCAUCAGGUACUGUGUCUGCUUUGAUCCCCUGGAUGGAUCCUCCAACAUCGACUGCGGCGUCUCCAUCGGAACGAUCUUUGGGAUCUACAUGAUCAAGAACCAAGACACCGUGACUCUGGAGGAAGUACUGCAGCCUGGGAAGGACAUGAUUGCUGCUGGAUACUGCAUGUAUGGGAGUUCCUGCACGCUUGUCCUGAGCACUGGAAAUGGUGUCAACGGCUUCACGCUUGACCCUUCUCUUGGGGAGUUCAUAAUGACUCAUCCAGACAUCAAGAUACCGCCGAAAGGAAAGAUCUAUUCGGUUAACGAAGGGAAUGCCAAGAACUGGGACACCCCUACUGCAAAGUACGUGGAGAAGUGCAAGUAUCCCACGGAUGGUUCAUCACCCAAAUCAUUGAGAUACAUUGGCAGCAUGGUUGCUGAUGUCCACCGCACCUUGCUAUACGGCGGCAUAUUUCUGUACCCCGCGGACAAGAAGAGCCCGAGCGGAAAGCUCCGUGUGAUGUAUGAGGUGUUCCCCAUGUCAUUCCUGAUGGAGGAGGCUGGAGGCCAGUCUUUCACAGGCAAAGGACGGUCGCUCGACCUGAUCCCCACCGACAUCCACGAGAGAUCCCCGAUAUUCCUCGGCAGCAGCGACGACGUGGAGGAGAUCAAGGCGCUGUACGCGGAGGAGGCCAAGAAGGCAGGAUCUGCAUGAUGAUCGGCGGCCAUCGCGCGCAAGGCGUGUGAAUCGAUGGCGACUCGUGGGCCUUGCUGACGAUGCGAUUCGUAUGUCAGGCAUUCCUUUUCUAUAUAUACGUCUGUGGCACUCAGUGUAAUAUAGCGUGUGGAGGCCUCGAACAGCUUCAUUCAUGAGCAGCCAAGGCUUCUGCCUCUCACAACAAUCCACUGAUGAUGGCACGUAAUAUAUCAUAACUACAUGUA